AUGAAUCCAGACGUGCAGAUAAGUGAAUCCAGCAACGGCAUCCUGGACCGUGUGAUGAAGUUUUUCGUUGAUAAUCAAGAUGAGCGCACGAAGGAGUGGUUCCUGUCCGGAUCGAUCACCCCCCUGAUCAUGAUCCUCGUGACGUACCUGUACUUCUGCCUGUACGCUGGCCCGCGCUAUAUGGCGAAGCGAAAGCCCUUCAAGCUGGAGAGUGUGCUGAUUGCGUACAAUGCGGUCCAGGUGCUGCUCAGCAUCGUGUUAGUGUAUGAAGGUAUUGAAGGCGGUUGGAGGAAACAUUACAAUUACUCCUGCCAACCCGUGGACUACAGCCGAAACCCGGUAGCAAUGAGGAUGGCUCGUGCCGUUUGGAUGUACUACAUGUGCAAGGUCGUGGAGCUGCUCGACACGGUGUUCUUCGUACUGCGGAAGAAACAGAACCAGGUUUCGUUCCUGCACGUCUACCACCACACCCUGAUGCCAGUCUGUGGCUUCAUUGGCGUCAAGUACUUUGCCGGGGGUCACGGUACGCUGUUGGGCGUCAUCAACUCGUUCAUCCAUGUCUGCAUGUAUGCGUACUACAUGCUGGCCGCAAUGGGCCCAAAGGUUCAAAAGUAUUUGUGGUGGAAACGUUAUCUGACCGUAAUGCAGAUCAUUCAGUUCAUAAUCGUGUUCUUCCACACCGUGCAAGUGCAGUUCCAGCCGAACUGUGCCUACCCAAAAUCAAUUGCCGCCCUGCUCACACUGAACGCCGGCCUGUUCAUCUACAUGUUCAGCUCGUUCUACGUACACUCGUACAUCCGCAAAUCGAAUGCGGCGGCGGCGGCGAAGCGCACCGCAAAGGCCGGCGAGGAAAACAACAACCAGUUGGAGUGCAAACCAAAGGACACCGUGGAGGUGAACAGGCGGCCUGCGGUGGAGGUGACGGGCGAGUUCAAGAAGAACCUGUAG
This is a messenger RNA of Anopheles marshallii, 948 nucleotides long. Its product is annotated as elongation of very long chain fatty acids protein 7. The record is from RefSeq and is a predicted model, not a curated record. Gene Ontology annotation, biological process: sphingolipid biosynthetic process; fatty acid elongation, monounsaturated fatty acid; fatty acid elongation, polyunsaturated fatty acid. Gene Ontology annotation, cellular component: endoplasmic reticulum membrane. Lineage: Eukaryota; Metazoa; Arthropoda; Insecta; Diptera; Culicidae. The transcript is spliced from 7 exons. Gene Ontology annotation, molecular function: fatty acid elongase activity. The coding region runs from base 1 to 948 and encodes 315 amino acids.